UAAUGAAAAGAUGUUUUACUGUUCAAUUAAAAGAUUUAGAGUAGACAGGGAAAGUAAUUCAUUUGAAUAAACAAAAUAAUAAACCUGAUGUUGAAUAAUUUACUCCAAUUCCAACCUCACCUGUUCUAGGUCCAAUAAAAAUAGAGGAUCCUAAAGUUUCUAAUAAGACUUAUAGAUGGUGUUCAUGUGGAUUAAGUUAGAAAUAAGUAUAUAACAAUAUUUAAUUUAGCCUUUAUGUGAUGGCUCUCAUUAAGGAACAUCAUUCAAACCAUAUAGAUUUACUUUAGAAUAAGAAACAGAUUCUUUAGAAUUAUGUGGAUGCAAAUUAACAAAAAGUGUACCAUUUUGUGAUGGAUAAACUUGUGUUAAUCUUAGGAAAUAAUCUGGUUAACCAUGAG
Molecule: messenger RNA, 398 nt
Organism: Paramecium pentaurelia
Lineage: Eukaryota; Ciliophora; Oligohymenophorea; Peniculida; Parameciidae
Source: the annotation of a GenBank genome assembly